Molecule: messenger RNA, 2368 nt
Organism: Lepisosteus oculatus (spotted gar)
Lineage: Eukaryota; Metazoa; Chordata; Actinopteri; Semionotiformes; Lepisosteidae
Product: extracellular calcium-sensing receptor-like
Biological process (GO): G protein-coupled receptor signaling pathway
Cellular component (GO): plasma membrane
Molecular function (GO): G protein-coupled receptor activity
Source: RefSeq, a predicted model, not a curated record
UACACAGCCAUCUGCAACUGAUGCAGACGUCAAAUGGCACUUAUAUGAGCUGCUGCUGGUUACAAAAACAAGUUUGAAGCAGUGCUUCAGAUAUUUAAUGCAGCAUCUUCGUUAAUUUAAUUUCCUUGACCAUUGUUUGCUUUAUUUUUAUCUGAAACUUUGAAAAGAUUGCUCCACGUUAUCUAAACACAGUGAACGGCUGUCACCAGCGAGGCUGAAAUGAUUUAGCCUCCAGAGAUCACGGUUUAUUCUGCAUUGGGCACGCGGCUGACUAAAAUCAUGCAUCUUGACCAUGUGGGAUUUGUAAGCGCAUAUAAAAUAGAACAAUCACAAUAAUAUGUUCUGUGUUAUUUCUCUGCGUUACUUGUAGUGCAUAAUGGAUGUGUGCGUCUUGAUGUUUUCUGUGUGGUAUUUCUCAUUUCAGGUCUGCGCUGAGUGGACAUGUAGGAUACUGGGAAAUUUCGGAAUGCCUGCUUUAUUUAAGAACGGAGAUGUUAUAAUCGGAGGUAUUUUCCCCGUUUUUAACAAACAAGAACAUAUCUACACCCCUUUUCAAACGGAACCACCAAAAGCAAGCUGCGUUGGGUUUGAUCUGCGAGCAUUUCGAUGGACACAAGGAAUGAUAUUUGCCUUAGAAGAAAUUAACUCAGACUACAGUUUGCUUCCCAACAUUACACUGGGAUAUCAAAUCGUCGACUCCUGUGCCUCUCCCACUCAAACUUUAAGAGCUGCUUUCACAUUAAUAAACGGACAAGAGGAGAUUCAGUCUGAUUCAGGAUGUAAUAUUUCCAUGCCUGCAGUUAUUGCUGAAUCUGGAUCUUCUCAAUCAAUUGCAAUUGCUAGGACGAUUGGACCCUUCACAAUGCCUUUGGUCAGCUACUUUUCAACUUGUUCGUGUCUCAGCAACAAAAAAGAGUUUCCAACUUUUUUCCGCACAAUUCCCAGUGAUUUUUAUCAGGCUAAAGCAUUAGCUCUGCUCGUUAAGCGCUUUGGAUGGUCGUGGAUUGGAGCUAUUGAAUCUGAAAAUGAUUAUGGAAGAUUUGGGGUUCAGUCUUUCACAGAGGAAGUUCAGAAAUAUGGUGUUUGCAUCGCCUUCACCGAAACCAUUUUAAGGACCUACCCCAGACAUAAAAUACUCAAAGUAGUUGACACUAUCAAGGAGUCAACAGCAAAAAUCAUACUAGCGUUUGUUCCAGAAGGUGACCUGUAUCCUUUAAUGCAAGAAAUUACAAGACAAAAUAUUACUGGAAUACAGUGGAUAGCAAGUGAGGCAUGGGUAACAGCAGCGAGACCCUCCACUGAAGAAAUAUUCAAGUCUUUUGGUGGCACAAUAGGGUUUGCAACUCGCAAAAUGGCAAUUCCAAAAUUCAAAGAAUUCCUGCUCAACAUCCAUCCAUCUGUCUAUCCUGGCAGCAGUUUUGUUAAGGAAUUCUGGGAAAACAUAUUUGGGUGCAGUCUGCUUUUGAAAGAGGAGCCCCCUAAACACAAUGGUACUCAGGGCAGCACUAAGACAUGCACAGGAAAAGAGAGACUGGACGCAAUAGAAAAUGCUUUCUUUGAUGUCUCACAACUAAGAGUGACGUACAACGUAUACAAAGCAGUGUAUGCUGUAGCACAUGCACUUCAUGACUUACUGUUCUGUGAAAAGGGAGAAAAUAGCACCAUUAAACUCUGUGGAGAUAUUGCAGGAUUGAAGCACUGGCAGGUCACCGAACAUCUAAAAAAAGUCAGUUUUGUAAACUGUUUUGGAGAAGCUGUGUACUUUGAUGAGAACGGCGAUCCCCCUGCUGCCUAUGACAUUAUAAACUGGCAACUCAACAAAGGAGUGGUCAGCCAUGUGACAGUGGGUCACUUUGAUACAUCACCAGAUGGAGGCAGUCAGCUAGUGAUUGAUGAGGACAGUAUUGUCUGGAGCACUGGGAGAGAGGUUCCUAAAGCAGUGUGUUCUGAGAGCUGCCCCCCAGGCACAAGAAGAGCAGCCAGGAAAGGCCAGCCCAUCUGCUGCUUCGAUUGCAUUCCUUGUGCUGAUGGUACCAUAGCAAACACCACAGGUGCCGCUGAGUGUAUUCAUUGUCCACAGGACUACUGGUCUAAUGAUGGAAAACACAGCUGCAUCCUCAGAGACAUUGAGUUUCUUUCCUACUAUGAUGCAAUGGGAAUCACACUCACUACUGUGUCAUUGUUUGGACUCUGCUUGACAGUAGUAAACGGUGAAUCGACUUGCAGCAUCCUGGCAAAAUUUGGUAUGUCUGGAUUAUUUAAAGAUGGAGAUUUAGUUAUCGGUGGAAUCUUCCCUGUUUUAACCAAAGAGGAGCAGCGCUCUGUCUCGUACAAAACCCACCCACCGGCACCAGAAUGUUCUGGGUAA